Molecule: messenger RNA, 1053 nt
Organism: Paramecium sonneborni
Lineage: Eukaryota; Ciliophora; Oligohymenophorea; Peniculida; Parameciidae
Source: the annotation of a GenBank genome assembly
AUGUAAAAUAAAGAAAGCUGUGGAUCAUUUUAAAUAAAUAAUAAGCCUUUUAAAUUUGAGCUAUUUUAGGAAUAAGUAGUACAUUAAUAGUAAUUUUGUUAUGCAAUUGCUAUUAAUGAUAAUAACAAUCUAUUAACUACUUCGGCAUAUAAAAACAUUAAAAUACACUAUUUCAAUAAAGGAAAAAUGAAAUAACUUAAAGAAAUAUAAAAACAUUAAGGUUGGAUAACAACUCUUAAUUUUUUUAAAAAGAGACCCAACUUUGUUUCUGGUUCUUAAGAUGCUUCAAUUAUUAUUUGGUUUUCAAUCCUUAUGCCUGUUUCUAAAUUUAUGAUGAAAUUAAAUGUACAUUCUAGAGCUAUUAAUUGUGUUAUCAUAUCAUAAAUAGAUGAAAAUCUUUUUAUUAGUGCAUCAGGUGAUGGUACUAUUAGAUUUUGGUCCUCUUUAAUAUCUAAUAGCUCUUAAUGGUUAUGUUAUUAAACAAUUAAUGAACACACUAAUUCUAUUUAUGAAUGUUCACUUAAUGAAGAUGCAAGUUAAUUAAUUUCUUGUAGUUAAGAUUGCAAAAUCUUAAUAAUUGAUAGAUAAUAAAAUUAAAAAUGGUAAGUCAAACAGAUUAUAUAGAUGAAUAGAAGAGGAUAUAGAUUAAAAUUUAUAGAUUAUCACACCUUUGUUUUUCUUUCAUACUCUUCAAAUCAUCUUAGAGUAUAUAAACUUAAUGUAAAUUCAAAUAAUUAAGAAGAAUAUAUAAAUAUUUAAAAUAUACCAAUACAAGGUAGUGAAUAAGCAUGUAUGUGUUACUUUCCAUCUUAAUAUAAUAAAUAAAAAAACUUAUUAAUAAUUAAGAAUGGCUACUAUGUUAAUUGUUUAAGAUUAAUACCAUCUCAUUAUUCCACUUAACUUUUAGAUUGUGAAUAAUCAUUUAAUAUUGAUUUUAACAGUUAAACUGAAGGAAAUAUAUUCGGAACAUUGAGUGAUGACGGAGAAUUUUUGAUUUUUUGGGAUGCAUACUCACGAACAUUUUAAGUUAGAAAAUAUUCUGAAAAUAUAUGA